Dissoconium aciculare CBS 342.82 is the source of this 1912-nucleotide messenger RNA. RefSeq lists its product as uncharacterized. The record is from RefSeq and is a predicted model, not a curated record. The transcript has 2 exons. Bases 276 to 1733 code for a protein of 485 amino acids. NCBI's taxonomy places the organism in Eukaryota, Fungi, Ascomycota, Dothideomycetes, Mycosphaerellales, Dissoconiaceae.
CAGUGUUGUCAGAUCAAAUUGUUAGGAUGAAGUCAUCGUGCACCCCGACCUAGCCUUGUAUCUUAUCGUCGAGUGGCUUGGACCGAACGAUCCUCCCAAGCUUGAAUUCAAUUUACGCGCACGGGCAAGCGUGAGACUUUCGCGUGAAAAGCCAGAUCCCGUCGCGUCAUACUGAGAAUUUGCGGGCGUGACACGUGAACAUGAAGGACGACCGAAUGCACAUCUGCAUUGUACGAUGAUGCGCACAACAGAUAUUUCGUGAUUGGCGCACUACAAUGACACUAUGGUCCGGAGACAUCGCAUUGGAUGCGCAAAGAUCUCUGAGAGGCGUCUCAUUGCUGCGAACAGGGGCAAACGACCGGGCAGCAAUAUUAGCAGAGUCGUCUUUGAAAUUCUUAUCUUUGGUCGAAACUGACCGCGUACCUCUUCAUCUCUGCGCUGGGGCCCCUUACAGCGUUAAUAUCAACGAUGAGCAGACAGGAGCGUAUCUGAGCAGUGUCUUGCUGCCUGUCGGCGACUUUGCCGACAAUCAAACAGGCACUGCGUGGUGGCAGGGUGCUCGUGGCGAUUCUCCUCUCGGCUUGUUGAUUGCUUGCGAUGAACCCAUAAUCACUGCUUCAGCCAGCGUUCGACCUAGGGUGACGGAGCUAUUGUUCUAUGCCAGCCGGAACCACAGAGAUGACAAAUGCGGACGUCUCACACCUCCACAUUCUCCUGAUGCGAAUCCCAGUCCAGAUACGAUACUUCAAACAAACAUUGCGAUUUAUGCGGUCCCGUUAUCCUCAGACCUAAUCACUAAUCUUGACGCAUCAACAACAAUCUCUCCGUCUCACGGAGGUCCAGUCGAGCCAACUUUCAUUUCAUGCGCAUAUGAUGCCGGAGCCGAUGCGGAGGCUAUCAACAUGCCUCCGACGCGAAAGCGUAAGAGCCUAGACGACACGUUUGACGAGGCCGCCGAGCGGCGCCGCAAAGCAAGACGCAUAGGAAUUGAAAAUGCGGCAGCUUCUGGGCAGGCGCAGACUCUUUCGGGGACCCUCCCGAGCCUGAAACAUCGGAGGGCUACAAGCAGUAGCCAUUCAGUCCCUAUUCAAACGCGCCCGCUUUCACGGGCUUCUAGCAUAUCGAACCCGAUGCAAGGAGGUAGCAGAGAAGCAUCACUCCCUGCCACGACCAAGCGCUCAGGCCUUUCCCGCGUCAAGAGCGUAUCCAAUCUACCCGAGAAUGCUGACAAGGACUCAACGGAAAUCAAAAACAAGGACGUAGUCUCUCGUGUCGUGAUGGCUGGGAUGCGCCUGUAUGGAUUUUCGCAGAGCAAAUCGAGAAAGUCGCGAGCCGAAUCGAUAAGCCAAGAAACCAGCGAGCUUGCCGAAACUCAAAGUAGCGAUGAAGAGUAUAAACUACUCUACCACCAAGUUUACAAAGCGACAUGCUUCGCCUUCCGUCGCCAAAUGCAGAAUGUUGCAUUACUUGGCCACUCCGAGGCAUUAAGAGAGACUGCAGACAAACUACUUGCCGUUUUCUGCGCCGAUCCUCUCUCGACUCAGAUUGCGACUUUCGAAGACGAAGUCACUCCUGGUGGCCGAAAGGUAUUCGGAACAACUGGCUCGCUUGCGUCAGCGACGGAGACAUUCUCGGUAUCGGGUCCUACAGGGCGCAGCGUGGAAAACACCCCAUGCAACGGAUCGAGGACCUUUGCCUUGAACGUCACAACGGGAGCAGUAAUGAUUGUAUGAAGUGAUAUCCACGCGUAGAGCCUCAAUUCUUGAAACACUCAGGGUGACGCAGCCCUUCUUCCAUUGCUCGUAUUUGUGCCUGCUCCACUCUGACCACCGUUGUUCACAUCGAAGCCGAACAUUCUGUCUCCAUCUUCAUCUUCGAAAGUCAACUCUUCUCCCGUGGCACUCUCCGUCCG